AAACAGACAGAUCAGCUGAUAAAAAUGUGUUUAAUGAACCUGAUUAAAAACAAUUACACUUCACCUCAGAACCCAAACUGUCUGAACAGUAUUUACCAACUGUUUUGUAAAUUCAUAUUCCUAAUUUUAAUGGAUUUCAAUUAUUUCUAUUAUUUACCAUUUUUAUGGUGUUAUUUCUUUAAGUUACAAACAGACCAUCAGCGAAGAAAAUUAAUGUAUUAAGAAAGCAACUUUUUUUCACACUCUAAUUCAAUUGAAUUAAUAUAAAAUAGCAGUAACGACUUAUCAGGUAAGUGUUGGCUCAAUUGAUUUUGGUUUUUAUUUACCCUCCUUAUCUGAAAGAAAUGUAGCUGUUUUUCUGAAUCUCAGUCCUUGCAUUUAUCAUGCAUUUAUCAUUUAUUCCUCCGUAUAGUCACACCAGCUCUUAAUGGCCUCAUAGCCAUGAAUAUUAGAUACACUUCCCUUCACCCCGCAGCAUAAAUGUGAUGAACCAGCCUGAUGUGGCUGAAACAAUACAAACACAAGCCAGUGUGAGUAUCAGGAUCUCAGUCUCAAACAAUAACAUUUCAGACUGCGGUAUUGACUUUACCAUGAUAAUCCAGCCCAGGUUUCCCACAGGAGUAGCAAAAACACACCUUUUUUCCGAAAAAAUAAUUUUUAGCACACUAAGAGUGACUGCAGUGAGAGUAUGUGUGAAACAUCUGUCUGCGUGUCAGGAUUUGUGUAUUUAGAAGCAUGUUUUGUUUAGUAGUAUAGUGAUUAUGGGUAUUCUCCCGAGUGACAUUAGCCUCGGUACAAGCAUAGUAACAGAGAUGAUGGGUUACAAACCAUUACGUCUGGGAGAGAGAGAAAGAAAGAGAGGGAGAGAGGGAGGCGAAUGAGGUGAGCUAGGGGAAGGAGGGUGUGACAAGAGAGCAGCAAAGAUCAGAGGGACUCGUGCUCUUCACAUACUUCUACAUCAGGACCCCUCGCUCACUUAUCUCGUUUUUGACUUUACUGACUGACUGUCUUCAAUUCUGUCCUGUUAUAGUCUGAAUGUGUUGGACCGUAUUCCCUCUUUUUUCUCUGCUGCACUGGAGGAUGCUCUGACCAAGGGGGAAGAAGUUUUCUUUUAGAGACAUGUGUGAGGAGGUCGGGGUUUCCCUUCACAGUGCUGAAGCGUUUAUGUCCGUGUGCACACGUCUGGAGGACAACAGAUUCUAACGGAGCUGCGGUGGGUGUCACUGGAACACAGGAGACAUGGCGGGGGACCUUGUGGUUGGAAUGCUCUACAACUUAUUGUUGCCAAUGCUGCUGUUGGCUGCUUCAGUGUUCCGCUACAAUGGUCUGUCAGUCGUGUAUUUCACGUUCCUGCUCGUCCUACCUCUGAUGCCAAACCCCAGCCUUGUCUCCAUGAAAGAUAAAACAGGGAAGUUCCUGCGAAUAAUCAUUUACACCUGUGUGAUAUUCUUGGCCUUACAAUGCUUCAUGCAGAUUCCCUUCUCCUACAUUCCCGCACAAGUCAGUGGACCUUUGGAUGGGAUCCUCUACCAUGUGGGCAUUGUAAGGUUCAGUUCAGUGGAUCCAGGGAACACUGUACGUCUCCUUGCUCCAGACUUGGGCCUCCUGUUCUCUUCUACAUUUAUCCUGAGACUUUGCACAAAACUACUGCGUCCUGUUCCCCAAGUCAGUCUCCAUGAAAAUGGAAUACCCCCCACUGAACCCGAGGAAGUGGAGACUUCUGACGUGGAGUCAGAGUCGGAGGAAGGAAGUGACACAGAGGGCUCCUCCUUUGACAGCUCGGAGGAGACUACUGUGCCAGUUCAAGCAACUCCACCUCAGUUUGUUCAGAAGCUCAUAGUGUUUGCAGCUGGACUGCGGCUGCUGCUGUCAGCAAUAAUGAACACAGCAGGGAAAGUGGUGGUGACUUUACUGCUGGGUCUGGCAGGUAUUAUCCUGCCCUCACUCACCUCAGGUGUGUACUUUGGGAUAUUUCUGGGACUGGUAUGGUGGUGGGUGUUUGGCCGUUCUCUCAGCCUGCUCCUCUUCAGUUCCCUCUGUGUGAUGAUGGCCAUCUUCAGCGCAGGACAUCUGAUGGCUUUGUACCUCUACCAGCUGCCUUUAUCUCAACAGAUUGUACCACCGGACGAUGUCUAUGCAAGGUUAUUUGGUAUGACGGGUGUCAUCAGAACCAACAGUUCAGACCCCCACAGUCUCGGUCUGCACCCACAUGUCAGCUGGCCUGACUUCAUCAAUCCGUUUGUCCUGCUGUUGCUCUACUACACACUGGUGGCUCUGCUGCACAAAUGGGUUCACAUGACAGAAAUGGAUAAUGUUGACGAAGAAGAUGAAGAAUGUGAGAGUCCACUAGAAAGUCCAGAUGCUCCUCCCAGCUUCUCCAGGGUCAUCUACAUUUCAGGAGAUAAACAGGAGCUUUUGAGCAGCACAGAUGAAGAAACAUAUCUGCCUGAUGAGCCAAUGAUUUUAAUGACCAGCAGUUCCUGGCAGGAUCUCCAUAUGAAUGACCUGGGAUCUCUUUUAGGAGGAGCUGGUUACACAAACUGUUCUGCUCCACCACAGUAUGAAGACAAAGACUCUCCAUCGAACAGUAUAAAGACAGAGAGUCCGGAAGAUGCCGAUAGGAAAGGGGAACUUGAACGUGAGAAGACUGAGGAGGACGAGGAAGUCGCAGAGAGUCCAGCAGUGUCCUCACCUCCUCCAUCAGGACCAGGUGGUUUGGUCGUUUUUGGACAGCUGGUACAAAAGCACAGCUAUGUCAGUGCUCUGAUCAUCAUGAUGGUGUGGAGUAUCACCUACAACAACUGGCUAACGUUCGCCCUGCUGGUUUGGUCCUGCAUUAUUUGGAUGAUGAGAGACCGACGGCGCUACGCCAUGAUGUCUGCUCCGUUCCUGGCCAUCUAUGGCACCGUCCUGCUGGUGCUGGGCUUCCUGAGCGGGCUGCGCCUGAGCCGGUCUGAGCUGUACCCGGGUCUCCCCCCUGCUGUGAUCGUGGACUUCGACCUGAACGGUUACCACCCUGCACCCUGCGUUCACCUGGGAGCCAAGGUUUUCUACAGCUUCAGCUUUUGGCUGAUGUUUCGGCAGCAGCUGGUGGAGAGGAAGGAGGAGCAGAGCUUAAAGGACGAGUCUCUGGAUGAAGUCAAAGUCAUGUCAUUGGAGGAAAAUCAACCAUCACCUCUGUUAACGAUGCUGAUCUCAGGAGUGAAGGGGACGUUGGUGAAAUACUGGAUACUCUUCUGCUGCUCCAUGUUCUUUGUGGUCAGCUUCUCUGGAAAGGUGGUCGUCUACAAGAUCCUCUACAUUGUUCUCUUCUUAUUCUGUGUCGUCCUCUAUCAUAUCCGUUAUGACGUUUGGCGUCGUGUCCUGAAGACGUUCUGGGCAGUGGUGGUUGGUUACUCCAUGGUGGUGCUGAUAGUGAUCUACAUGUACCAGUUCAGGAGUGUGUCUGGACUGUUCAGGCAGAUCAUGGGCAUGUCAGAGGAAGGUCUUCGUGACAUCGGUCUGGAGCGAUACGACACGGUGGAGUUGUUUGCACGUAUCCUCCUUCCUGCUGCGUUUCUAUUAGCUUGUAUUCUCCAGCUGCAUUACUUUAACGCAGACUUCCUGACUCUCACCGACCUGGAAAAUGUACCUGUCAGACAAACCACAAGAGCAGAAGAACUCCAAAAUUCAGUCAAUAUGAUAUCUGACAUCAUCAAAGAAAACAUUGAAAAGCUUCAGAAAAAACUAGUGAAGGACCAAAUAGGAAGUGUAAAAAGCCAAGAGACUCUGGACAGCAUUGAACUGCAGAGCUCCUUUGACGGAGAAGUUGAAGAGCAAGAGACAAGACAGGAAGGAUCUGUGACCAAUGAUCAAGAGAACAAGUGGAUCAUAAUUGUGGACCGUGCCAGUUUGCUGAUCAUUCAGGCUCUGUCUGGAAUCCACAGGCUCCAGGAACUGUGCUGGAGACUGUUGGAACUUCACAGCCUGAAAAUAGUUUCUUCUGGUAUUAUCUGGGUGUCAGUGCAAGAGGUUUCUCUCAUGAACUUGCUGUUCUUGGUCCUGUGGGUGUUUGCACUGCCGUUUCCACGAUUGAGGCCGAUGGCCAGCAACAUCUCUGCUGUGUGGGCCUGCGUCAUGGUGGUGUGCAAGAUGUUUUAUCAGCUCAAAGUCAUCAAACCCCUCGAUUACUCCUCCAACUGCACUGCUGGCCUGGCUCCGUCCAACAGCUCAGACCUAAAUGAAGAAGUGGAGCUGAGGGCCAACAUGGUGGAGCUGCUCAGGAGGUCUAUGCUCUACAUUGAACCUGUUGAUCCAGUCUACUGGUGUGGAGCGCUGCGCAAGUGCGAGGGCGGGAUCCUUCCCUGUCUUAGGAACCACCUGAUCGUGUUGGCACUGCUGGCAUUUGAGGCAACAGUUCAUCGCCACCAACUUUACUUCCGUCUCCACAACAACCUCAAGGCUCCUCCUUUUAGCAUCAUCUUCCAGGGGAUAACUCGGCAACACUUGGACCAUGGUGUCUUGCCGUGCAUCAAAUAUUUAAUAAACUUUUGCUUCUACAAAUUUGGACUGGAGAUCAGUUUAAUUGUGGCAGUCAAUGUGAUAGGUCAGAGGAUGGACUUCUAUGCUCUGCUCCAUUCCUGUGCCUUAUUGGUUGUCAUCUUGCGGAGACGCAGGAAAGCUAUCGGGGAGGUGUGGCCUAAAUACUGCUGCUUUACAGCAGGACUCAUGGUUUUCCAGUACCUGCUCUGCAUUGGCAUCCCCCCUGCAUUCUGUGUUGAUUAUCCUUGGAGAACUGCAGGUCAACCGUUGACGUCAAAUGUCAUCAAGUGGUUUUACCUUCCUGACUUUGCCAUGAGACCAAAUCCUUCAUUCAUCUUAUAUGACCACCUCCUGUUGCUCUGCUCGUCUUUGCAGUGGCAGGUUUUCGAGGAGGAAAACCGUGCAGCUGUGAGACUCCUGGCUGGGGACAACGUAGAGAUCAGCCGCAGUCUGGACCCUUGUUCCUUCAACCAGUUCAUACCUGUCAAUAACUUCCUUCACUGCAGGUGUUACCUGGACAUGGUGAAGGUGUUUGUGUUCAGUUAUUUCUUCUGGCUGGUGCUCUGCCUCAUUUUCAUCACCGGCACCACUCGGAUCAACAUCUUCUGUCUUGGAUACCUGGUGGCCUGUUUCUACUUCAUGUUGUUUGGAGGCAGUGUGCUGAUGCAGCCGGUCAAAUACAUCCUGCGUCUGUGGGACUGGCUCAUUGGCUACACCUGCUUUGUGAUCGCUAUGAAAAACCUACUGUCUCUGGGUUCGUGUGCCUUCCUGGACAGUCUGUUGAAGAACGGCUGCUGGUUGAUUCAGGCCUUCAGCAUGUUCUGCACCAUCAAAGGCUACGACGUCCCUGAUCCUGAUGACGAGUGUGAGCUGCCAGAGGGUGAGGCUGGCAUCGUGUGGGAUGCCAUUUGUUUCACUGUCCUUCUGGCUCAGAGGAGAGUCUUUCUCAGCUACUACUUCCUUUACGUGGUGUCCGACCUGAAAUCUUCUAAGAUUUUGGCAUCCAGAGGUGCUGAGCUGUUUGAGGCCAAGGUGAAGAAACUGGUGGCAGCUCGACUGGAGAUGGAGAAGAAGUCGGUGGAGGCUCUGAAAAAACAGAUGGAGAAGAUCAAAUCUAAACAGAAGGGUCAUCCUGAACCGGAGAAGAAAUCUUUAACUCCUGAUCAGGAGCAGACGACACUGGGUGACGAUGAGAAGGCCAAGAAAGAUGCAGGAAAGUGGUGGAAACCCUGGGUCUCUCAGCCUGGAGUGGAAAACAACUGUGGCUACCACCUCUUUGAGAGUGACACAGAGGAGGAAGAGGAAGAAGACAAUGAAAAGAAGGACGAAGAGGAAGAACCACCAAAGAAGAAAUCUGCUUUCCAGCUGGCCUAUGAUGCCUGGGUCACCAGCUCUAAGUCUGCGCUGAAGGAUCUGAAGAUGGAUAAACAGAGACUGAAGAAAGAGGAGAAGAAGAAAGUGAAGAAAGAAUUACGAAGACAGCAGAGCAUGGACAGGGCAGAGUCUAGUGAGGAUGAACUGGAGGAAAGCACAGUGGAUGGAGAGGCAGAGGAGGAAAGAGAGAACAUCCUGCAGCGUGUCAUCAGCACGCUCAAGUUUAGCUUUGUGUUUGUUCAGUCUCUCCUCGACGAUGUGACACAGGGUUUGAACUCAUUCUGCAAAAACAGUCUGAACAUUUCCAAAGUGCUGCGCUUUGAACGGUCGCUUCUCAACCAGCAGCAGAAGAAGGGUAAAGAAGUCAGUCAGGAGAGUGUGAAGCAGUUUUAUGAAACCUGGAUGUCUCGUCAGAACACACACGUGUCUCUGGAAUACUUGGAUGACCUCUCACCUCGGGUCUCUACUCCACCUAAUGCUGCUUCCUCACGUCAUGCAUACGCCAUGUUAAAGAACCAGGCGUCUAAGGCAUCAUGGGGCAGCAGUGUUUCCAGCUGUAUGACAGAUGAGACCAUGCUUUGCUCCAGGCAGCCGACUCAGGAGGAGCUGGAUGAUCCUCCUGUUGUGGCUCCUACCUCUGACAAACUUAGACGAAGACUCCUGAAAACAGCCAACAUCGACCUGACCUCAUUUGAGAUUGAACUGUCACCAAGCUGUGAAGAUGGAUUUCAUCAAAAGGAAAUCCACAGUGGAUACGUGGGUCAACAUGUGGAUUCAGAUGAUGAGAAGAAAUCUGAGCAGGAACAAGAGAAACAAGAGGAGCAGGAAAAGGAGGCAGAGCAAGAGGAGAAUUAUGGGGUUGAGAGAGAAGAGAAACCCCAGUACCAGGAUGAAGAGGAAGAUGAAGAAUACCCAGAAUGCCCCUCACUUGAAAUCAGAGAAAUUGAUGAAGAAAAAAGUGUUGACCUCACUGAAUCUUUCAGGCCUCUCAGUCAGGAAACUAGGAACUUGACAGCCAGCGAGCUCCUGCUAAACAAUAUGUUUGAUAAUGAUGAAAUCUCAGAAUCUGACAAAUUCUUCGUGACGCUGCCCCGACCAGUGAAGUUGAUGUUUGCCCUCUACAACACCAUGGUGUCUAAAUCAGAGAUGCUGUGCUACUUUGUCAUAAUCCUCAACCACAUCGUGUCGGCCUCAUUCCUCUCACUCAUCCUACCAAUUCUCAUCUUCCUCUGGGCCAUGCUGUCUGUGCCUCGGCCCUCAAAACGCUUCUGGAUGACCGCGAUAAUCUACACAGAGCUGACUGUUGUGGUCAAGUACUUUUUCCAGUUCGGUUUCUUCCCCUGGACCACGUCAGCCUACAGAGGCAUCAAUGCUGAGAGGCCAUUUGCUCUGCCAAACAUCAUUGGAGUGGAGAAGAAAGAUGGAUACGUACUGUUUGACCUCAUCCAGCUGCUGGCUCUGUUCUUCCACCGCUCUAUUCUUAAGUGUCAUGGUCUGUGGGACAACAAGGAGGUUGAGAUGCCAGAUUUCUUCAAGAAGCUGAAAAAGAAAGUUGACAAGAAGAAAAUGAGUAGUGGAGAUAAGUCAGUUGGCAAAGACAAACCUGUACGCAGACUGAAGUUUCUCCCUCUUCAAGCCUCCACCACUUCUAUAUUCAGUAGACUAUCAAAAGGAGACUCAGCAGGAGAGGUGAAGCCAAAGAAGCGUCAGAGUAAGAAGAUGAGACGACAGCGAAACAAGACCCCUCUGACCAGGAAGCAGAGGGUCAGACAGCUGAUCAGAGAGAGGAUGUUACAGGCCAAAGCUGCUGUCAUAGAAGUCGCACUUCACAUCUACUUACCCAUAAGGCAGUUUUUUUAUGACAUCAUCCACCCAGAAUACAGUCCUGUGUGCGAUGUCUACGCCCUCAUGUUUCUUGUCGACGUAGUCAACUUCAUCAUCACUAUAUAUGGAUACUGGGCCUUUGGGAAAUAUUCUGCAGCAGCUGACAUCACAGAGUCGCUCUCCGAGGACCAGGUCCCAGAGGCUUUCCUGGUCAUGUUGCUGAUGCAGUUCGGUACCAUGAUUGUGGACCGAGCACUCUACCUAAAAAAGUCCUUGCUGGGAAAGUGUGUGUUCCAGGUUGUGCUGGUGUUUGGUAUACACUUCUGGCUGUUCUUCAUCCUUCCUGGAGUCACUGAGAGGCGGUUCAACAGGAAUCCAGUGGCUCAGAUCUGGUACUUUGUGAAGUGCAUCUACUUUGGUCUGUCUGCUUAUCAGAUCAAAUGUGGCUACCCCAACCGCAUCCUGGGAAACUUCCUCACCAAAAACUUCAAUUACCUAAACCUGUUCCUCUUUCAGGGGUUCCGUUUAGUUCCCUUUCUGACAGAGCUCAGGGCAGUGAUGGACUGGGUUUGGACGGACACCACUUUGUCUUUGUCCAAUUGGAUUUGUGUAGAAGACAUCUAUGCGAACAUAUUCAUCCUCAAGUGUUGGAGGGAGUCUGAGAAAAAAUACCCCCAUCCUCCAGGGCAGAAGAAGAAGAAGGUGGUGAAAUAUGGGAUGGGAGGAUUUCUCAUCUUUACUCUCAUCAGCAUCAUCUGGUUUCCCCUCCUCUUCAUGUCGCUGGUGCAGUCAGCAGCAGGAGUAACCAAUCAGCCAGUAGACGUCUCCAUCGAGCUCAGCAUCGCAGGUUAUGAGCCUCUCUUCUCCAUGAGUGCUCAGGAGCAAAACCUGGUUCCGUACACAGAAGCUGGAUUUGACCGACUCACCAAAGUCUAUGCUACUCAUCCAUCUGCUAUGCAGUUCAUAAUGAACUACUUUGUGGAGGAUAUCGUUGUUGCGAAGAUCAAGAGUGAUGCCAGUCUGCUGUGGAGCAUCAGUCCGGCCAGUCGUAAGGCCAUGAUAGAUGAGCUUAGCAACUCUUCUCACAUAUACAUCACUCUUCGAUGGACGCUGCUAAGAAAUGCGUCCAUAUCCAUGAAUGCAGUGUCAAUAGGAGAACACACUGUAAAGUUUGAGGAUCAGACCUUGAGAGAAGGAAUUGUCCACAUGCUCAACGGCCAGAGCAACAAACCUGUGAUCAUCCCCUCUCUACUGCCAAAGUUCAUUCGGGGUCCCAAAGGACCAGAGUCCAAAAUGGCAACCAGGAUGAAAGUGGAUCUGUCUGAGCGUCCAGACCUCCAUGCACUGGCUUUCUUCAGACCUAUGACUGUUAAACUUGAACAGAUCAAUAAGACGACACAGGACGACGCUGACCAGUGGUGGGUGGUGGAGGAGUGCUCUCCUGUUCUCACCACGAGCCAACUGAAGUGUCAGAGCAUAGAGAUUUUGGUGUUCAACGACAAAGUCAGUCCUUCCAGUCUGGGCUUUUUGGCUGGACAUGGCAUCGUAGGUCUGUACAUGUCUGUGGUCCUGGUCAUUGGAAAGUUUGUCAGGGAGUUCUUCAACGGGAUCUCCAGGUCCAUCAUGUUUGAGGAACUGCCCUGUGUAGACAGAGUCCUUAAACUCUGCACAGACAUUUUUGUGGUGCGGGAGACGGGAGAGAUGGAGCUGGAGGAGACGUUGUUUGAGAAACUCAUCUUCCUGUACCGGUCACCUGAGACCAUGAUCAAAAUGACCAGAGAGAAGAAGGACAGCUAGGGUUCGAGGAGAUCUAGAUGGAUGUAUUGAAGCAAAUAAACUUUAAAUUUGGUUAAUAAGCAACACUUACAUGGAUACGACGUUAGACUCCUGGGUUUAGAAUAAAACUGUGAUUUAAAACCAACCCAGCUCAAACUUUAUUUCAUGAUCAAUAUUAUAUAUAGAUUUGGUUUUAACUGUUCAACAUAAUUUCUAGUUUUCAUGGAGAUUCACCUGUUAGUCAGUAUUUUUGUUUUCCUAUGCAAGGGUUGUUACAAAAUUACAUUCAAUAUAAAUGAUAUAUGACUCAAUAGUUAAAUAAUAUUAAAUUACCCUGUAAAUGUUCAAAUUACCGAGUCCUUGGUACCUUUCCUAGAACAGUGAUUUGUUCAUUUUGUGAAUCUGCAAAGCUCCAGACUGUGACAUUGAUUAUUCUGAACUGCAGCUACACAACACAACAUACCUGCUACACAUCUGGGAAAUGCAUGUAUUUCUGAUUUGAGAACUAGGUUUGUACUGAUGUGAAUGUAAAAUAUCUGAGUCAUUGUAGUCAUUGAUCAGCAUACACACACAAGCAAACAUACCUCUGUACUGUAAAUACUGACAUCUUCAUAUAUACCUCUGCACCGAUUUAUUUCUAUCAAAAUAAAAAUGUAGCUACAAACCAAAUUCUUUCAGUGUCUCGUUCUUUAGUGAAUAAUGCCUUCACAAAAAAAAAUAAUACUAAAGGUAACAGUAUGUGUUAUUCAUCUUUUAUUCUUUUUAAUUACAGAUGAAAAAGGAAAAAACAGCAAUUUCAUUUGGGCCCUCUUUUGGUCAUCUUGGUGUUAUCCAUCUCUCUGUUCCAACAAUAAAGAGGACAGUCACAGGACCUCGCACCUCCAGGAAAAAAACAUCUACAU
This is a messenger RNA of Cynoglossus semilaevis (tongue sole), 10397 nucleotides long. Its product is annotated as piezo-type mechanosensitive ion channel component 2. The coding region runs from base 1240 to 9516 and encodes 2758 amino acids. Gene Ontology annotation, cellular component: membrane. NCBI's taxonomy places the organism in Eukaryota, Metazoa, Chordata, Actinopteri, Pleuronectiformes, Cynoglossidae. The record is from RefSeq and is a predicted model, not a curated record. The transcript is spliced from 56 exons. Gene Ontology annotation, molecular function: mechanosensitive monoatomic ion channel activity.